UGCCUGAUGUGUGUGAUUGUAAGGCCCGAUUUCUGCAGCCCUUGUGAUAAAAAGUGACACAUUAGGUGAUGGUGACCACUCCCCAAUGCUUUCUGUUUAUAAUAGUGUCGAUGUACGAUCGCGCUUAAAGAAAUAACAUCCUAGGAAGGGACUCGACAGUUACCAGCAUUUCUUUAGCGUCGUCGGAGAGGCGUCACACCACCCGAACAGGACUCAUGUUUGGACUUUGUGGAGUCGAUACCCCCUUACUCCCAGCGAUGUUCCCCCUCCCCACCCUACAUUUCACCCCACAGCAAGUUGCCAAGGUGUGUGAGACGUUGGAAGAAAGUGGGGACAUUGAAAGAUUAGGACGAUUUUUGUGGUCACUACCCGUCAAUCCGUCAGCAUGCGAGGCACUUAACAAGCACGAGUCGGUCCUCAGGGCGCGAGCCCUUGUGGCCUUCCACACGGGCAAUUUCAGAGACCUGUACCACAUUUUAGAAAAUCAAAAAUUCACGAAAGAAUCCCAUGCCAAGCUGCAAGCGAUGUGGCUGGAAGCUCACUACCAGGAAGCCGAAAAACUACGAGGACGACCCUUAGGCCCUGUUGAUAAAUACAGAGUCAGGAAGAAAUAUCCCCUACCCAGAACAAUCUGGGACGGCGAACAGAAAACCCAUUGUUUUAAAGAACGCACACGGAAUCUUUUGAGGGAAUGGUACCUACAAGACCCCUACCCCAAUCCCACGAAGAAAAGGGAGCUCGCCCAGGCCACGGGCCUAACGCCUACCCAAGUUGGGAAUUGGUUUAAAAAUCGAAGGCAGAGAGACAGAGCGGCCGCCGCAAAAAAUAGAUUACAACAACAGGGGCAGUUAUCAGCAGCAGAUCGGCUCAAACUUCAGUCAGACCCAAGCCUGUCACGUGAUGACAUACGAUCGUCUUCGUCGGCAGACGCCGGAGUGUGUCAAAUGGACUCGGAUGAUGACGACGAUCUAUUUUGUGAUGAUUCGCGUAGUGAUACAAGUACACCAUCCACAAGUGCGGAACACCAAGACAUUGAGCCUCACGCUUCAUGAUCAGCCAAUCAAAAGACAGUUUACACACAGUCAUGGCUAAGCACCAGCGUCGAAGACAUCACUCAGGUAUCGUCUGCUUUGCACGUUAUAUCACGUGAUCAAUGCCACUAAGAAGAGUGAAAUGACAAGAUGGCGAAAUAUAAAGCAAACCCUCCAGCAGACGAUUGACCAUGGUGGAACUUAUGUCUCACUCAAAGUGCUGUCGUGACGAUUCCGGCUGCAAUAUUGACAAAUUUGUUCAGUCUUGAUCAUCAAUUUAGCUGUCGUCUGCUUACAGUUCUGUUUGUCUUAUUGGUCAGUCUCGGCUCGUGACGUCAUGUUUAUUUUGGGAGGAAUCUUCCCUUCCGCUUGUUGUAAUGGCAAUUUCUUUAAAAAGGAUGUCUGACAAAGUUGUGUCCCCUUUGUAGCCUUGAACUUUAAGACAGUCACUCACGGAGAAGUCAAUCUAGGACCGAGCUAUGUGGAUGAUGAAGUCCCUCCUCUGGUCGCCAAGGUAACAGCAAAGAUCUGGUCUGCGUCGUACCUCCCGAAAGACCAGAUUCCGAUUGUGAUGAGACUGGUAGAAAGACAUAUAUUUAUGUGAAAUGUGUUAUGAAAUAUAUGAGUAUCAACGAAGGAGAAAUGUCGAACGAAAUUUUGACAAUCUCAAAAUAUUGUGCUAAUCUUUGGCAAACCAAAGCAAACCUUUGAACUAAAUUAACCCCAAAUGUGUAUAUGUACAUAUUUAAGUUAAUGUCUUGAGAACCUGGUGGGAUGUUAGAUUCUCUUUCAGGCGUAAUGAGAUCAGUCCAAGCGGUUGUUCUAUACCACAAUCUCAUUUUUGUUAUUAAAGUAUGUUAUAAUCAC
This is a messenger RNA of Haliotis rufescens (red abalone), 1898 nucleotides long. RefSeq names its product homeobox protein SIX6-like. The coding region runs from base 216 to 1052 and encodes 278 amino acids. Gene Ontology annotation, cellular component: transcription regulator complex; nucleus. NCBI's taxonomy places the organism in Eukaryota, Metazoa, Mollusca, Gastropoda, Lepetellida, Haliotidae. The transcript is spliced from 2 exons. Gene Ontology annotation, biological process: regulation of transcription by RNA polymerase II. The record is from RefSeq and is a predicted model, not a curated record. Gene Ontology annotation, molecular function: RNA polymerase II cis-regulatory region sequence-specific DNA binding; DNA-binding transcription factor activity, RNA polymerase II-specific.